Molecule: messenger RNA, 435 nt
Organism: Monoraphidium neglectum
Lineage: Eukaryota; Viridiplantae; Chlorophyta; Chlorophyceae; Sphaeropleales; Selenastraceae
Product: Rab GDP dissociation inhibitor alpha
Exons: 3
Coding region: 1-435 (144 amino acids)
Biological process (GO): vesicle-mediated transport; small GTPase-mediated signal transduction; protein transport
Cellular component (GO): cytoplasm
Molecular function (GO): Rab GDP-dissociation inhibitor activity
Source: RefSeq, a predicted model, not a curated record
AUGGAUGAGCAAUACGAUGCAAUUGUCCUCGGGACUGGGCUGAAGGAAUGCAUCAUCAGCGGCCUUCUCUCCGUGAAGGGGCUAAAGGUGCUGCACAUGGAUCGCAACGACUACUACGGCGGCGAGAGCGCGUCGCUCAACCUCAAGCAGCUGUGGGAGAAGUUCAAGCCGGGCGAGGCGCCCCCGGCAUCUCUGGGCGCCAGCCGCGACUACAAUAUCGACCUGGUCCCCAAAUUCAUGAUGGCCAACGGGAAGCUGGUGAAGACCCUGAUCUACACUGACGUCACCAAGUACCUCGAGUUCAAGGCCGUGGACGGGAGCUACGUGGUGAACAAGGGCAAGGUGUACAAGACGCCCGUGACGCCCAACGAGGCGCUCGCGUCGCCGCUCAUGGGCAUGUUUGAGAAGUUCAGGGCCCGCAGCUUCUUCGUGUGA